AUGGAUUUACUAGGCCAAUACAGCGACUCGGAUGCGGAAGAGCAGCAACGAAUCCCCGCGGCGGAAGCCCCAGGCCCGGCCCCACAGCCUCGCACCCGCAACGCACCCGCUUCCAGUCCCCAGCUAUGCAGCUCCACAGUUCCCCCCCUAUCGGAGCAAAUCCAGUCUCAACCGGAGCCGCCCACUUCGUUGUUCAACCCCUUCGCAACACCAGACGCUUUACGGCAGUCUUCACAUGCCAGCGCAUCACCUUCAACUGGGGGAGGCGGCAGCGGUAAGCGCGCAUUCACCCAGGUUACCGGCAGCUCUCCGAUUCAGGAUGCGCCACCCAAGGCGUCUCGCGCCGCGACCACACCACGUGGGCCCAAGCCCGCCUUCAACACGGCGCUAGUGCCGCCACAGCUGCGAAACGGAAGGGCGAACAUUUCGACAGAGGACGUGGAGAAGAUAUUCACGAGAGGCAACUUGGCGAGACGACAACAGCAACAACAGCAGCAAGAGUAA
Molecule: messenger RNA, 504 nt
Organism: Volvox carteri f. nagariensis
Lineage: Eukaryota; Viridiplantae; Chlorophyta; Chlorophyceae; Chlamydomonadales; Volvocaceae
Exons: 3
Coding region: 1-504 (167 amino acids)
Source: RefSeq, a predicted model, not a curated record